Linum trigynum is the source of this 2235-nucleotide messenger RNA. The record is from the annotation of a GenBank genome assembly. Lineage: Eukaryota; Viridiplantae; Streptophyta; Magnoliopsida; Malpighiales; Linaceae.
CGAAAGGAAAAACACUUUAAAAAUGAAAAAUAGUGAUAAUAGAAUGGGUAAUUGAGUCUAACAAGUUGAAAAAACGACUCUAACUAGUUGAAGAAAAGUCAAAAUAGGAGAAAUAUGUAUAAAAAUUGUAAGAAAUUGAGAUAAAAUGAGUCUAGAAUGAGACGGUGCGGGACAGAGCGAGUCGGAAGUAGAUACUCAUGUCCCGCCCCACGUUACUGCAGGUCGGGUAAUACCCGCGGGGCGGGUUUGAAAUUGCCAUCACUACUAGGAGUGCCGACUUCCACAAUGACUUUUUUUUUUUUUUUCCACACUGACUUCACAAGUGUCCAAUUUAGCAUUCCAUUUAUUGUGAAAGCAUCUCCACGAAAUCAGAAGACACAAAACGUGUGGAAGGAGAGAGAGAGAUGGCCGGGACGGUGGAAACCGAUCCGAAACUUCAACAAGACGGCGGAGCCGCCGCCGCCGCCUCAGAUGGUGGUGGGGAAGAUCCUUCGCAGAAGGCGGAGCUGGACGCCGGAGCACUCUUUGUUCUCAAAUCCAAAGGGUCGUGGGUGCAUUGCGGGUACCACUUGACGACGUCGAUCGUGGCGCCGCCGCUGCUGAGCCUGCCGUUCGCGUUCACGCUGCUGGGCUGGGCCGGCGGGAUCACGAGCUUGGUGGCGGCGGCGGUCGUCACUUUUUACUCCUACAAUUUGCUGUCCUUGGUUCUGGAGCACCACGCUGCAAUGGGCCGUCGGCAGCUCCGGUUCAGAGACAUGGCCAACCAAAUCCUCGGUCCAAGAUGGGCCCGUUACUACGUCGGCCCAAUCCAGUUCAUGGUUUGCUACGGCGCCGUCGUCGCCGGCACUCUCAUCGGCGGUCAAUGCAUGAAGGCAAUUUACGUGUUGUCAAACCCACAGGGCACUCUAAAGCUCUACGUCUUCGUAACGAUCUUCGGCUGCUUCAUGCUGAUACUCGCACAAAUCCCGUCGUUCCACUCCCUCCGCCACAUCAACUUGGCCUCUUUGCUCCUCUGCCUCGCCUACAGCGCCUGCGCCGCCGCCGCCGCCGUCCACAUCGGAACCUCCUCGUCGAAACCGAAGGAAUAUUCCCUCCCGGGGGACAGCACCGAGGACAGGCUGUUCGGCAUGUUCAACGCCAUCGCCAUCAUCGCCACCGCGUACGGCAACGGAAUGAUCCCGGAGAUUCAGGCGACGGUGGCGGCGCCGGUGAAGGGGAAGAUGCUGAAGGGGCUGUGCAUUUGCUACGCGGUCAUCUUGGCGACGUUUUUCAGCGUCGGUAUUUCGGGGUAUUGGGCUUUUGGUGACCGGGCCCAAGGGCUCGUGCUGAGCAACUUCGUGGAUAACGGGAGGCCCAUCGUGCCUAGAUGGUUCGUUUUGAUGACCAACGGUUUCACCAUGCUUCAGAUCUCCGCCGUGGCCGUGGUAUACUUGCAGCCGACCAACGAGGUGCUGGAAGGAACCUUCGGCGACCCAAAGAGCAAACAGUUUUCACUGCGAAACGUCGUCCCGAGGGUUCUGUCGAGGUCCCUGUCGGUCGUCGUUGCAACCGUCGUAGCUGCGAUGCUGCCCUUUUUCGGCGACAUCAACGCGAUCAUCGGAGCUUUCGGUUUCAUCCCUCUGGACUUCGUCCUGCCGGUUGUUUUCUACAACCUGACGUUCAAGCCGUCCAAAAGGAGCCUUGUUUUCUGGCUCAACUCUAGCAUUGCCGUAGUUUUCUCGGCGAUCGGAGCUGUUGCGGCUGUUGCCGCCGUCAGGCAGAUGAGCCUCGACGCCAAGACUUAUCGGCUGUUUGCUAAUGUGUGACGAGUUUGACGACGAAUUUGACCUAUAGAGGCAUAUAUAUACUCUAGAAAUAUAGUAUAAUUCAAGUGAUCUGGAUGUUAAAUGUAUUUUAAUGAGCGGCAAAACGAAUUUGAACUAGCAAUUAUUAUUUUCUAUUAAAUUGAAUUUUCAUUUUGGAUUUAGAGAUAAAACCCGAGAGGUACAGUAUCAUAUCCAAAAUCGAUUUAAUUUAGGGUUAAUACCUUAUUUUGGCCCGAACUAUACCCAAACUUUCUACUCUGAUCCGUGGUUUCCGAAAUUGCUCCACUGGCCCGAACUAUGCACCAUACUUCCUUGCUUGGCCCGGUGCGGGUUUUGACCGUCAGAUUGGACGGUCAAACUCCAUUGACUGUUUGUCAAGCGCAGGUCACUUGCCACGACAGCGAACCCGAAAUAAAUUAAAAAAAAUUGA